Molecule: messenger RNA, 2118 nt
Organism: Exophiala bonariae
Lineage: Eukaryota; Fungi; Ascomycota; Eurotiomycetes; Chaetothyriales; Herpotrichiellaceae
Exons: 3
Coding region: 1-2118 (705 amino acids)
Biological process (GO): regulation of DNA-templated transcription
Cellular component (GO): nucleus
Molecular function (GO): transcription cis-regulatory region binding; DNA-binding transcription factor activity, RNA polymerase II-specific
Source: RefSeq, a predicted model, not a curated record
AUGCGAUGCGCAAAGGCGAAACGCGAUUGCGUUGUGCCGGACUCCCACCGUGGAAGUCCAGCUCUAUCGCAAGAAAGUCAACCAAAUGACAAUGAAACGUCGAGUUAUGGUGGAUUGAGUCAACUGGGCAACCCUGAGAAUAUGCCAGAGGUGGUUCCUCACACCACCGAGACACCGAGCCUUGCACAACAGCUAGUCACUGGAGCUCCGAACAAUCUUCAACCACGAAUAAAUAUGGGUGGUACAGCAAAGUCAUCGGGACACGUCAAAAUCAGCAAUCUACCAUCUGUAUACAUGACGUCACCGCUGGGGACCAUAGACGCUCAACUCCUCGCUAGCUCAACCUCAGAAGUUCCAUCCCAGCUUGGGUUGUCGAAUCAAACCUCAAGCGAACCCAAUUUCGCUCCGCCGCCUUAUGAGAUGCGCGUCAAUGAUUUGCUGUCUUUGCUGCAAUACUUCAGAGCCAAAAUAGUACAAAAUGUUCUUUUCAUGGCUCCAAGUGAUCUUGAUGACUUGCCCAGCCUCAUUCAAGGGAGACCUGAAUUGGCAUAUUCCAUCGCCUUCACAACCGCCUGGUUUGUGCCUGGUUAUGGCCCGAUGCGGGCUUCUUUGACGCCACAUGUGCUGAAGAUCGUGAGAGCCAAUCAUUAUUCAAUGCGACGAACCGACGAUGAUAUGUGGACACUCCUACAAGCUUUAGGCGUGCUUUAUCUUUAUGCUUCGCCUAUCGACUCAGAGGAACCUGAAGGUAGUACGCCACAUUAUCCUGAGUUGAGCUUCCGAUUCUUGAAGCCUCUGGUCGAGUCCCUUGCAAUCUACGCUUCAAUUCAUCGAUCAUACGAAGAUCUCACUAAAGGAGUUGACCUUGUCACACCUUCGGGCAACUUCUGCCCUGCUUUACGUCGGUAUCUCUUUUGGUUGUGGCUUUUCACAUCCUCCCAGCAGUAUUCUUUGAUCACACGAACUCCUCCAACUAUUUCAGAGGAUAGCAUAAUCAAAUCGGCUCCAAAUCUUCUCAGUGCCAUCCAAGAUGAUGCCUUUAUCCGCAAGAUUCUUGCACAAGUCGAGCUGUAUCUUCUAUGGGCCAAAUCUGGGAUCAAAUACCCAAAUCUACGUGAAUGGUGGAGUUCUCCACAAGCUGAACUCGAUAUUGCUUCUACCAAGGAAAUGCUUACCGAGUUUGACAAGAUCUUGCUCGACUGGCGUCAGAAGUGGUCGCUGGAAGACAAUGCUACUGCACCAGGAAUGAACGCCGACCGCUUCAACAAUACUACCGUCGAAUCACUCUUCCGAUACGCUCGCUUUCAUAUCAGUACCUAUGCAACAAGGACUUUAUAUAAGGCUAUGACUGAGAGCACGGAGGCUGACCCCUCGACUUCACGCCUUGUUGCAUUAUCGCCACAGCUGACGGAGCUCUUCUCUAGAUCUGUCGAUGCUGCCGUUAGCUGGACUAGAUUCUUCAUUGACCUUGAUCCUGUUGCGAUUGAAACAGCACGUUAUGUUCCGGCCAUAAAUUUCACAAAGAUAACUUUCAGUUGUGUAUUUCUAAUCAUGGCUGCUGAGGUUCUUGCAGGCCCCGAUUUGAACCUUGAUCGGCAUCUCCAGUCCGUGAGGGACGCAGCUUCGUGUAUGAGAGAAUUAGGGGUAGAUGAAAAUGCCCCUCCAAGAGUUUACGCGAACAGAAUUCUACGGAGACUACAAGCAACAGACACGAGUCGACUUCUUGAUGCUAUAAGAAUCGUGCCACACCCAAGCAGUCAAGAAAGGCAAGCGAAUGUGUGCGCAAAUGCUCUGUCCUCAGUGGAUUCGCAAGACAAUCACCGGUCCUACGGAUCUGGCUCAACGAUGCCCGGCUCUUCUGGCCAAACGCUCAACCCUGAUGCAACCACUGAACCAGAUUUUCCAUUUUUUGAUUUCAAUGUCUUCCUUGAAAAUGAUGAAGAUGACAUCUUCAAUUUCGAUAAGACUUGGGGCGGCAAGUCACUUGAGGAGAUUGCGGCGUUAUUUGGCGAUGAGAUGGCUGUGGAAAAUCUCAACGAUGUUGAUCCAAACGCCAAAGUGCUCGCGACUACUAAGCAUGUCGAAAUCGAGUCAAGUCAUGAUAAAUCAAAAGUGUGA